Molecule: messenger RNA, 571 nt
Organism: Plectropomus leopardus (leopard coralgrouper)
Lineage: Eukaryota; Metazoa; Chordata; Actinopteri; Perciformes; Serranidae
Source: RefSeq, a predicted model, not a curated record
UCUUUGUCUACCUCUGUGUCUCUCUGUCCCUCGCUUUGUCCACCUCUGUCCCUCUCUCUGUCCAUUUUUAUGCCCCUCUGUAUGUCCCUCUGUCCACCUCUUUGUCCCUCUGUAUGCCCCUUUGCAUGCCCAUCUGUCUGUCCCUCUCUCUGUCCACCUCUCUGUCUUUCUGCAUGUCCCUCUCUCUGUGUCCCUCUCUCUGUCCCUCUGUAUGUCCCUCGUCUCCCUGCAGGACCAUGAACAGAGGAGACCACUCCAUCAUCUCCCAGGCGAGGAGAGAGAUGGGAGACAACUGGAUAAACUACAUCUCCAUCGCUGGUUUGAGGACGCACGCUGACCUGGAGGGGAAGCUGGUCAGCGAGCUCAUCUACGUGCACAGCAAGAUGCUCAUCGCCGACGACAACACCGUCAUCAUCGGUUCUGCAAACAUCAACGACCGGAGCAUGCUGGGAAAGAGGGACAGCGAGGUGGCGGUGAUCGUGGAGGACUCGGAGACGGUGACCUCGGUGAUGGACGGGCGGGAGUACCAAGCCGGGAAAUACGCCCUGCAGCUCCGCCUUGAGUGCUUCAA